This is a messenger RNA of Esox lucius (northern pike), 1636 nucleotides long. It is a transcript of the gene rab6bb, whose product is annotated as RAB6B, member RAS oncogene family b. Bases 129 to 767 code for a protein of 212 amino acids. Gene Ontology annotation, molecular function: GTP binding; GTPase activity. Lineage: Eukaryota; Metazoa; Chordata; Actinopteri; Esociformes; Esocidae. The record is from RefSeq and is a predicted model, not a curated record. The transcript is spliced from 8 exons.
UGCUGAGCUGCAUUCCCACCAUUCUAAGAGCAGAGCAGGAUCCCGCCCGACGCACUGAUAGUGGUAGAACCAACGCCUCUGGAUCAGAAAAACCUGUAUUAUAAUCCAAUAGAGUUAUCACUGGAACCAUGUCCGCCGGAGGAGACUUGGGGAACCCUCUGAGGAAAUUUAAACUUGUCUUUUUAGGAGAGCAGAGCGUGGGGAAAACCUCCCUGAUCACCAGGUUUAUGUAUGACAGCUUUGACAACACAUAUCAGGCGACCAUUGGGAUUGACUUCUUAUCGAAGACCAUGUACCUGGAGGACCGAACCGUAAGAAACUCUGUAAGGUUGCAGCUCUGGGAUACCGCGGGACAGGAGCGCUUCAGGAGUCUAAUCCCCAGCUACAUACGGGAUUCCACUGUGGCGGUGGUGGUCUACGACAUUACAAAUGUCAACUCAUUCCAACAGACCUGUAAGUGGAUUGAUGACGUUCGAACAGAGCGGGGCAGUGAUGUCAUCAUCAUGUUGGUGGGCAACAAGACAGACCUGGAAGAGAAGAGGCAAAUCACUAUUGAGGAGGGUGAGCAGAGAGCCAAAGAACUGAAUGUGAUGUUCAUCGAAACCAGUGCCAAGACAGGCACCAAUGUCAAACAGCUGUUCCGGCGUGUUGCAGCAGCCUUGCCUGGGAUGGAGAGCCUGGACGAUGCGAACCCUGAAGGCAUGAUUGACAUCAAGCUGGACAAACCAGCAGAACCCACUGUCCCUGAGGGCGGGUGCUCGUGUUAAUGCAGAGCUGUCAGACAGCAUCCUUCACACCAUAGGCUUGUUGUGUUGCUUCCUACUGGUUAGCUUCCAGUUGACUUUUCUGAUUGGAUAUUGGCCUCGUAAUGUAUAUCCGAUUGGAUGAAUCAAGUGUUAUUUCAGUCUUCAGUUGUAAAAUAUUGUAUACUUUGUCAAUAUGUAAGUGCCGGAGAAGAAGAAAAAAUAACAAGUUUUAGAAAACGAAAAAAGAGAGAAAAAUGGAAUGAAACUCGAUUUCUUUUUGCCGUUAUGUUUUGUAUUUUUUUAUAUAAAAGGGAAAGCACCAAAAAUGACGCCUAUAUGGGAAAAAGAGGGCCAGUCCAUUUUCCAAGAUGGCUGCCCUGUCUGAAUGUCUGCAGCACGCAUGCACACUUAUCUCAAGCCUCUCCUCUGGCUCUCGAAUCCCCGGGGCGGCUCGACUAACUUAGAAUGUUUUAUAGCAUUAUAAUAGCAUACUCAUAACAGCAACGUGUCCCAUUUGAUAUUCCCCAAAGGAGUUAUUUUGCCAUAGGUCCCACCUUCACUCACAGUACUGUAGCUGUGAAAAUGUGUCACUCUAAAUGGCCAACUUUUAUAGGACAACUGUGCUUUGAUAAAAGAAGAAGAAGAAAAGCCAAUGGAAUUUCACAAACCCUCCCCUUUGCUCUCUCCUUUCACCCUGGUAAAACACAUAAAGACACACUGUAAUGCACUGCACUGUAUAUAAUAAUGGUAUAUGUAUGUUGUGAACGUCCCUCAGUAGAAGUGGUCCUUGUUCACCGGUAUGAAUAAUGUAAUAAUGUUUCAUGAUUAAUAAAUUAAAGAUUAAAGGGCUUCACUCUCCUAGCCAUCCACACUUACCUGGCGUAAAAUGA